AUGAGACAGGAUGCUAAAACUAGAAUCAAUCCAACCCUUCCUCCUUCCUCUAAUUCCAUUCCCCAUCUUUCUCUUUCUCUUACUCUUUUUCCUUCUCUAUUCACUUACAGCGUAAACAAAUGCAGAGAAGACUACCUUACUAUGGCAGAAGAAUGA
Molecule: messenger RNA, 156 nt
Organism: Dovyalis caffra
Lineage: Eukaryota; Viridiplantae; Streptophyta; Magnoliopsida; Malpighiales; Salicaceae
Source: the annotation of a GenBank genome assembly